CCUCCAAACUACUUAGUCUCGAUUCAAGACCUCCACGCGGCGCUAGCGUUCACGUGUGGGGUUUGUGUCGAACCUAUCCUCCAAGCUCCAAGGAUCGCGCGUGCGCCUGCGGCCGGUGGCUAUGUAAAUGGACACCUCCUCCGUCUCUACCCAACAGACGGUAUGGUAUAUAGCGGUAGCUGCAAGACCAAGUGGCCUUGAGGGCGUGCUGAGUCUUCAGAACCGUCGCGACGCGACCGUGACGUGCGUGCGAGUCCUCGGCACAUCGCAUCUCACCCUAAAUGCUGUUUCCUCUGGUAUUCCUCGUCGGCGCCAUAGUCGUUGCCAACCAGACGUUCCGCUUCUUGGAGUUUCUCUGGUUCUACCUAUUCAGGUCUUCAUCCGUGCAGAAGUACCUGCGCAGGCCUGCGCCCUAUGCCAUCGUAACAGGUGCAUCCGACGGCAUUGGCAAGGCCGUCGCCCAGGAGCUAUUCGCAAAGGGAUUCAACCUGAUCAUCCACGGACGAAACGAAGAGAAGGUCCGAAGGGUUGUCGAUGAGCUCAAAGCCCGGGGUAGCGGCGACGUGCGCUACUUCAUUGCCGAUGCCGCGAAGAGCGGACAUGACUUCACCCAGCUGCUGAAGCCGUUCGCCGACCUAAGCGUCACACUCGUGGUCCAUAAUGUUGGAGGAACGUCCCUGACCGGUGGGAGAAUUGACGAAUUCAGUGACGAAGAGCUGGCCGGGUUCAUCGCCUGGAAUGAUCUCUUCCCUCUGCUCCUCACGCGUGCUCUCCUCCCCAAUCUACGGACCACCGCCAAAGACGGGCCCGUCCUCGUCCAAUUUAUCGGCUCGCAGGCGGCGGAGGCCUCCCCGCCCACGAUGUCGGUCUACGCAGCCACGAAGGCGUUCCUCGCCGCGCUCACGCGUGGGCUGGACAAUGACGAGCGGCUCUGGGGUACACCGUCCGGCGUGGCGUUCGAGUACCUCGCGGUCGGGUCUGUCGCGACGAACAGCAACCCGCAGAACGUCAGCAGGACUGCGCCGGCCCCCGAGGAGUUUGGAAGGGCGUUGGUGGGGAAGAUCGGGUGCGGCAGGAGACGUUAUGCGCCGUGGAUGAUGCAUGCGAUUAUGGGUUGGGCUGCUGGGGUGUUGCCCGAGGGGCUGGUCGAUCAGUCUGCUGCGUGGAUGGUGAAGAAGGUCUACGAGGGGCGACAAAAGUCAGCGAAGAAGGCAUGAUGUGAUGGGAGGCUGUAGGGUCACACAGGAGCACUGAGAAUACAUAUUGCUCGAUGUAGGUCCCCGGGAGACACUGCGAUGGUUUCAGUUGGACAGCUUACACUUGCACACUACUGUGAUUCUUUGCGACUAUGCGGUGAUUGCAGAAAUUUGGGGGCAGAAGAUGACGUUACUAGCAUGGCCCGGUUUUAUGCUAUUAUACCAUAAAUCAUAGGACAGCUUACCAAGUACCUAUAGCUAGCAUCCGAUGCCCCAAUCGCCACUGCUGACUCAAAACAUGUACCUUCAGGCCAGUAAGUGCAUAUCCAUGCCACCCAUUUCUUGU
Messenger RNA from Rhodofomes roseus, 1542 nucleotides. Its product is annotated as NAD-P-binding protein. The transcript is spliced from 4 exons. The record is from RefSeq and is a predicted model, not a curated record. Gene Ontology annotation, cellular component: endoplasmic reticulum. Bases 282 to 1217 code for a protein of 311 amino acids. Gene Ontology annotation, molecular function: oxidoreductase activity. NCBI's taxonomy places the organism in Eukaryota, Fungi, Basidiomycota, Agaricomycetes, Polyporales, Fomitopsidaceae.